Molecule: messenger RNA, 2087 nt
Organism: Varanus komodoensis (Komodo dragon)
Lineage: Eukaryota; Metazoa; Chordata; Lepidosauria; Squamata; Varanidae
Gene: NOTUM
Product: notum, palmitoleoyl-protein carboxylesterase
Exons: 11
Coding region: 13-1545 (510 amino acids)
Molecular function (GO): hydrolase activity
Source: RefSeq, a predicted model, not a curated record
CUCCGCGUCGCGAUGGGCAGAGGGACCGUGCAAAUGCUGCUGCUCCUGGGGCUGUUGCACUGGGGCCCCGGCGGGGAUGGCAGGAAGAGCUGGAGGCGGCGUGGACAGCAGCAGCAACAGCAGCAGCAACAGCAGCAGCAGCAGCAACACCCGCACCAGCCCGCAGCCAGAGAGCGGAGUGAGGCGGCUGGGCAGCCGGUUGAGAGCUUCCCAUUGGACUUUACCGCCGUGGAGGGGAACAUGGACAGUUUCAUGGCUCAGAUCAAGAGCCUGGCGCAGUCGCUCUACCCUUGCUCAGCUCAGAACCUGCACCAGGAGCUGAGGCUCCACUUGCUGCUCAACAGUUCAGUCACCUGCAACGAUGGCAGCCCUGCCGGCUACUACCUCAAAGAAUCGAAAGGCAGUAGAAGGUGGCUGCUAUUCCUGGAAGGAGGCUGGUACUGCUUCAACAGAGAGAACUGCAACACUCGGUAUGAGACAAUGAGAAGACUUAUGAGCUCCAAGGAGUGGCCUGUUACUAGAACUGGAACUGGCAUACUGUCAUCACAACCAGAAGAAAAUCCACACUGGUGGAAUGCAAAUAUGGUUUUCAUCCCAUAUUGCUCAAGCGACGUCUGGAGCGGUGCCUCUGCCAAGACUGAGAAAAAUGAAUUUGUUUUCAUGGGUGCCCUUAUCAUACAAGAGGUUGUGAAGGAGCUGGUGGGAAAGGGCCUUGGAAAUGCCAAGGUGCUCUUGCUGGCAGGAAGCAGUGCUGGUGGAACAGGGGUCCUCCUGAACGUGGAUCGAGUGGCUGAGCAACUAGAAGAAAUGGGAUAUCCUGGGAUUCAGGUCCGUGGCCUUGCAGACUCUGGCUGGUUCUUGGAUAAUAAACAAUAUCGUAGAACAGACUGCAUUGAUACCAUAACCUGCGCCCCCACAGAAGCCAUCAGGAGAGGAAUUAGGUACUGGAGUGGACUUGUUCCUGAACGCUGCAAAUUGCAGUUUAAAGAAGGAGAGGAAUGGAAUUGUUUCUUUGGUUAUAAAAUUUACCCCACUCUCCGAUGUCCAGUUUUUGUGGUCCAGUGGCUCUUUGAUGAAGCCCAGCUCACCGUGGACAAUGUGCAUUUGACUGGCCAGCCUGUGCAGGAGGGGCAGUGGCUUUACAUCCAGAACCUGGGCCGUGAGCUGAGGAACACCCUCAAGGACGUGACAGCCAGCUUUGCUCCAGCUUGUUUGUCUCAUGAGAUCAUCACACGCAAUCACUGGACAGACAUCCAAGUGAAAGGGACCUCCUUACCCCGUGCUCUGCACUGCUGGGAUCGCAGCCUCCACGACAGCAGCAAGAAUGGGAAAGCCCCGCUGAAAGGCUGCCCCAUCCAUUUGAUCGACAGCUGUCCCUGGCCCCACUGUAACCCUUCAUGCCCUACCAUCCGGGACCAGUAUACGGGGCAAGAGAUGAAUGUGAUCCAGUUCCUUAUGCACAUGGGCUUUGAUGUGCAGAAGAUGGCACAGCAGCAAGGUCUGGAGCCCAGUAAACUUCUAGGGAUGCUGAGCAGUGGUAGCUAGGAGAGUCUUCCACUAAGGAGGACUGUGUGACUGCAUUAGGAGAAGGAACCUCGGAGUUCCGUUCUCAGACCUUCUGUCCUCCUUCCUCACUUGCAUCCUGUAAGCAUCCACACAGACAAGCCAGCAAGGGCACGCACACACAUUCUUGCACAGUUAGCAUGUCAGGACAAAGUUGUCAGGGUCUUGACUAUACGUACCAUACCUCUACUUCAGGGGACAGGCUCAGCCAAGCAGAACCUCUGUCGGCAAUAAUUCACUAAGACUGCAGGGAGCGGUGAGUGCAUAGACAUGGCAGCAUCAGGAAUCCUCUCCAGGGCUGAAAGAACUCUACACAUUUUAUCACUUGCAAGAACUUUUCACACCACAGACUGACCUGGGGUGGAGGGGAAAGCACUGGACUAUUUGUCCAAUUAGUAGUGAAGGUAUGAUUACAUGACUUCCUGGAGGUGAGCAUCUCACAAUGUAACAUAAUGUACAAACCAAGCACACAGACUAGGAACGGACUUAUCUUGUACUCAAUUUACUUUUGUAUUAUUUUAUAA